AAUACUUUUUUGCCCCAUUGUGUGUGUGUGUGUAUAUAUAUAUAUAUAUAUCCUAAUGCCUAGUCACUUUACCCUUCCUUCAUGUACAAAUCUACUUCAAAUACCUCAUAGCUUUGCAUAUUGAUCUUGUUCUGGUAGUCCCUGUAGAUCAUUCCAUUCUUGUGUAUGAUAUUUUAUUCCUCUUGUGUUACUAUUUAAUUUGUAUCAUUAUUUGUCAAAUCUACUCUGCAGCAUCAUUGGGAAGGGCUCGUAAAAAAGAAUUACAUGGUUAAGUCUACACCACUUGUAUUCAGCGCAUGUGACAAUUUUUCUUUGAUUAGAUUUAAGAUAUGUUAUGUUUUGGUGUGUGAUUCUUUCAUUCAACACACAAUAAAGACUCUCUUGCAGCAGCAAGACAUGUGUUGUAGUACCACCACGGUUUUUGACUAGAGAAUCUGCUUGUUUAGAUGCUUUGGGAUGGAUGAUGGAUCCUCUCCAAAUGCAUCUUAUCCAAAAUCCUCGUUCCAUCUGCCAGCUUGCUCACAAAUGGUCCACACAGCAGGAUCAUGGCACACAGCUACACUGCAUCUACAGUUCUGUGUGUUGAGUGUGUACAGUAUGUGUUGCGUAGCAUGCAGGGUAAGCUAUUCUGUCCACUCCACUCUGCACCAAGCACAGCUCACUGCCCAAGUCCUGUCCCAAUUGCCUUGCUAAGGCAGCUUCUGAGUAAGAUUUAUAAUACUUAUAACAUUAAUACAUUGUAGCUUGGUGUGAUGUAAUCAAAUCAUUGUUUUAAUAAGAGCAGUAGGUCUACAUGAUUGGAUAGUAGUAAUUUACUCAAACGAGUGCUUUGAGGGUAAUUUAUAUAAUGUUGCAUUACAGACAGAAACAAAGAUGGCAGACAGUAAUUGUAAUUACACGUGUAUAGUCUUUUGUUGUGAGACGUGGCGUGACAUGACUGUGCAGGUUCCCUGCAGGGAUGUCUUUGAGCUGCCAGCCAAGCUUCAGCUGAACAUAAAUCAGGGAAAAGGGUUUUUGCUGAUGAGAAUCAGCUCUACUGGCUGAAAUUGUCUUGUUCAUAGUGCUUUAAUCCUCACCUCACCUUUAAUCCUCAACCAGUUAAACUAAUGAGGGCAAUGGAAUAUCCUUGUUGCAUAAUUGAACAUUUGGUUAUUGAUCAAUAACCAAUUUUGAGAGAUUGGAACUAUACAUUUCUAUCUGCAAAAAUAUAAUUCUGAGAUAAUUGGCUAUAACGUUCCAAACCCUCAUUGGUUUGAAUGGUGUCAGCAACUUAAAAACACACUGGAUGAAGAAAUUAGCCCUAAUUGAGGUCAGUAUCAUUGACAUCAGGUUAGCCCAGUUAGGUCCUUAUUAAAAGUGGUUAGAUUAAAUCUACUAUGCAGCAUAAAAAUAUGUUUUUGAGGGGGUGCCCUUUACGUUGUUUAAUUACGUUGUUUAAGGAGUCGUCUUUUACGUUGCUUGAUUACGUUGUUUAAGGAGUCUGCCUUUACGUUGUUUAAUGAUGUUGUUUAAGGAGUCUGCCUUAACGUUGUUUAAUUACGUUGUUUGAGGAGUCACCCUUUACGUUGUUUCAUAGGCUUACCUUACCUGGUAAGUGAAACUGCAGUUUGAAAUAAUUCAGUAUGUCACAAUAUAAUUCAUUUCAAUCUUGGCAUAUUAAACAAUGCUUCUAUAACACUUUAUUCUCUGUCCUUGGAUGUGGAAUAUUGCUGCAUUGGUGUUAGUGGUGGCAGGGUCUGCUCUGAUCAGUCAACCUGCUGUAUGACCAAUGGAGGAUACGCCUGCUGUCCCUUCCCUGAAUGAGUACGAAACAAAUUUGACACCACUAGUAUAGAUGUAGUUCUUCAAUGGUGAAACCAACUUUUUGGUCAAAACGAGACCCUCAUCAGACCUCACUGAGAGAUAUUAGAGAUUCAUUACAUAUGAAUUACAAGGUAUUCACAGAUCACCUCAUAACUUUUAUUUUCACUAUGUUUGUUUUCCUAGGCAGUGUGUUUGUAAGUAGUGUUGCUCUAACAUAACCCACUGUUGCCUGUCCGGAUACAGCUGCAACACCACGGAACAGAUGUGUGCGAAAUAUUACCAACCAUAGAGCAGUGUGCCCAUGCUGAACAAGGUGGCUGCAGAGGAACCACGCUCUCCUGUCUCUCCCCCACUUGAGUCUGAUAUCAUCCCAGAGCAAUGCUGCAGCAAUUCUGCAGCAGUGGAGAGCUCUGUCUCUAUGGUGCACUGUGAUUGCUCAAAUAUCUGCCCUGCUGCUGUCACCCCGAGGGCGGGUGGAGCUGCUGUCCAUUUUCCAAUGUGAGUAGUCUUUCUGCUUGUAUGUUUGCUUCAUGGUCUAGUUCAGGGGUCUCAAACUAAUUUUGCCUUCGGGCCACAUUUGAUCUUCUUCCCCAAAGUCCAGAGGACAGCAUUUGGCCCACAGGGCCCAGAUUCACAAAACCUUCUUAAGAAGAAAUGUAUUCUUAACUGACAUUUUUUGGGGAGGAGGACAUGGCUACUUAGGAUUCAGUCGCAUGUUGUUUGUUUGUUGCCAUUUAUGUUAUUAAAGGUGGUAGCAUAUUGAAAAUAACCUACGGAUAAAAGUAUUUUAUAUCUUAGAUAUAACCAAGGUCAUUACAUGUUUUUUUGCGUGAGACGGUUUUGCGUGUUUUGUGAAUCUGGGCCCGCAGGCCGGUAAUUUGAGACCACUGGUCUACUGUAACUUUACAUCUUGGAUAACAGGAUAAAUAUAUAUUGUAAAAAUAUAUUGUCGUUAUUCAGUUUUGUUAUUAGGAUAGUAUGUAAUUCAUGCUUGUUACGUUCUACUUACAUUAGUAACUACACAGUAAAGUUAGUCAUAUUUCUAUAAACAGCAUUGUUAAUUAAACAUUUCUACUUAAAAUGUGUAACAUCAAAGCAUGAACUUGUAUAUUGCUGUUUCCUAGAGCGUGUGCUGUCUGGAUGGUGUCCACUGCUUUCCUUGUGGUUAUAAGUGUGACCGCAUACACACUAAGUGUCUGAAGACUGAUGGCCUGAGGUACCCCUUUAUUCCGAGGCAGGCCCACUUCCUUCCUAUGAUCAAACUCACCAAGAUAUCCAAGGUCAACGACCAGGUGCCACAAUAUAUUCCAGACAUAACAAAUAUAGUGUGUGAGCAGCUAGCGCUGUUCACUUUCUGUCAAUACAUGACACUUUGUCCACAGUUUAUCAUCAGUCAUGACAUUACAUUCUCAGACAAAGGCACGCUGGAUGUCAGCUUUAUACCAUUAAUUGAAUUGAGACAUUGUUCCUGCUCACUGGUAUUGUGUUGCUUUGGUGUUACUACCCUGAGAGUAAGAUCUUGAAGUUGCGGUUUUCUCUUCUUUUAGCAGGUCCCAUGGACACUACUUGGUUGCCGUUGACAGCACCCAACAUGGCUGGGUUAUUCACUUCCACAGGAAAUCAACUGACCUCCAGCUACAGUAACCCGUUGUGGCAAGGGAAACACUGGAAAAUACUGUUUACAGCUAUCUAAGCCAAACUAACAAGAUUUUAUUUUGAAUUACAUUUUGCCUAACUACUGAGAUUGGGAUUGUACACUUUUUGUGAAUGCAUUAUAUGUACAUGAAUGGGGAAUCAUGACACCCACUCAUUGUUGAUUUCAUAAAACAGACAGGUCAAUAAAAUAAAUGAUAUUUAUUGUGUCUAUCUACUGGCUACAUUCAUUAAGGAUGUGGGUUGGGGUUGUAGGGUAACAUGGUAUCAACAUCUUGUACUGGUUUUUCAACCCCUGAUAACUAGCCAGUACUUCUACCACCAAUUUCAAAUGUUUUAUGGAAAUAUAAAUUAUGCACAUGGAAGCAAACUAUUUUUGGCUGCUGACUCCUGGGGAACAGAGAAACAGGAGGGACAUCUGCUGUUGGCUACUGCAUAAAUGUUGGUCACCCCUAAGAAUUAUGAUUUGUUUGGCUUUAUGUUGAAGUAAAACAAUUAUGCAUAAUUCUGGUUCUGGAAAUAAUAAAAUAAUAGGUAAACAUUCAUGCACUCAGUAUAUGGAUGUAUUACGCGCAUUGCAACUAAAUGACCAGAUUGUCCCUGCUUGACACUCCUGAUGCAACAAACAAUUAAUUAUGGCUAAACUCUGCCUACUUCUACAAUUUAUAUUCUUAAAAUGCAAUGUGAAACCUAACCAUAAUGACACUGCUAAACGUAUGCCUAACACUAGACAUAACUGUUUUUUCAUACAUUUUUACGAUAUAGCCAAUUUGCCUUUGUGGCUGUGGAUUCUAGUGGAAACCACUUCCCACCCGGGGCGUUUCUCCCACGAGCAAGUGUGCUUGUUUGUAACCACGGCAACGUCGGUCGAGCAAAGGCAAAACAAGGUAAUUCCCCCCAAAAUUCCCAAGCAUGACUGCAACAAUGUCCAAGUCUCCUGGGGCUGGCAUGUAUCCCCCAGUAGCAAAACUCAACUUGGCUGCAGACCCCAGGAAGAUGCGCAGGAUCAUUGCAGAAGAUCCAGAGUGGUCCCUCACUGUAGUGCCCCUUUUAUCCAACCUCUGCCUGCAACACAUAGUGAGAAACUUUGAGGAGAAGCCCAUCCUCGAAGAACUUCUUCCCAGGCACAAAGACUAUGUCCUGGAGAGGCUCUCUCCGUCCCUGCCCCUGCAGGUGACUGCCAACCUGAUCAGCGACGACGGCUACUGGAAGCGCUGCUGCAAACAGCGCUGGGGCCUGUGUGACGUCUCCUCAUACGGCCACAGCUGGAAGCGCAUGUUCUUUGAGAGGCACCUGGAGAACAUCAUCGAGCUCUACAUUCCUGAUGCCACUGACCCCAAGACGGUGCUGGGCAUGGUGCCUCUGUGCCGGAACUACGUGAAGAGGCUGGACAUCUCACAGCUGAUGCCGCCAAUCAAGGAACCCCAGAAGUCAGAGGACGAUGACAACUCGGACUCGGCCAGCGACAUGGGCAUGGAUGGGCCAUCCAUGGACCACUUUGACUUUGGCAUCCUGCUGGACAAGCUGAGCCACCUGGAGGAGUUUCACGUGGUCUACCGGGUCAAGGGAUGCGGCAUGAACUUUGAGUGGAACCUCUUUGAGUUCACCUUCCGCGACUGCGAGUCUCUGGCCAAGGCCUUGAAGUCCUGUAAGACCUUGAGGAUCUACCCGCCCCAUACUAUGCUAUCGCCGCAGGUGCUGAGGAUCCACCAAAGCAAAGUGGAUGACGAGAAGUGUCGUCAGCUUGUGAACAACCUCCUGGACCACCCGUCCCUCAGGGAGCUCAACCUCUCCCACAACCUUAUCGGGGACCGGGGCGCCCGGGCCAUCGGCAAGCUGCUCAACAGGAGUAAGCUGGAGAGACUCACUGUCUACGACAACAACAUUCGGGGGCUGGGGGCCCAGGCUAUAGCCUAUGCCCUGGCCAAGAACUCCAGCCUGCUGUCCCUCAACCUGCGUCUGAACCGGCUGGGGGACGAAGGUGGCCAGGCCAUCGCCCAGGCCCUGCUGAAGAACCGCACCCUGAAAUGGCUGCACCUGGGAGGCAACGAAAUGACAGAGCCCACAGCCACGGUCCUAUCCCAAGUCCUGGUCCAGAAUAAUACGCUGAGGAGCAUCAACCUGUCUUGUAACAGGCUGGGUAUGGAUGGUGGUAAAGUGUUGGAGGAGGGCAUGUGUCACAACAGCAGCAUGGUGGAGUGUGAUAUCCGCCUGACAGAGGUGGGCCAGGAGAGCGACUACUGCAUCAGCCAGGUGCCUUUCCACUAUCAAGAAAGAGUGUUAAAACAUACCAAUAACGUUGAAGGAAAUAAUCAACAGUGCUCUGCCAUUGCAAAGUAAGUGUAUAUCUCAUACAGCAUCAGAUUGGCCGCAGGGUCUGCAAUUGAAAUUGUACUGUAUUUACAAGAUUCAUUUUCCUUGUACAACACCAUUUUAUAUAGAAAUGUGUCGAUUGUUGAUCUGAAAACCCGAAACACUUCCCUGUUGUCGAGUACAUUUGAGGAUUAGCAGUGUUUAAUAAAACACCACAUUUUAUGCAUUUACUGGUGACACAAUCGACUAAGCACAAGAAACACGACGACAGUCCUAACCUACAAUCUCUAUAUUACUUACAGUACAAAAUCGUUCUCCUGCAAUCCUGUUUUAAGCCACAAAAUUAUACACAACAUUAUAAAAAGAGGAGCCCCAAAAGCAUUCUGGGUGUGAGAGUACAUACAGUAUUAUAAGGUAUUACUCCACUUUAUACACACAAUAAAGGGUUCCAUGUAGGGUUGCAAAAUUCCGCUAACUUUCUCAAAAUUCCCAGGUCUUUCAGAAAUCCUGGUUGGAAGAUUCAGGAUUUCCUGGUUAUGCCCUCCUGUUUCUGGGAAUUUACCAACCGGGAUUUUGGGGAAGGUUACCGGAAUUUUGCAAGCCUAGUUCUAUGUUACAUUAGGAUAAAGGGUUUGAAGUUAACAGUCUGUGGUAGGAAAAGAUUUUCAGUUUUUGAAUUGUUAUUAAAAAAACUCAGUUUGAUAACCUUGGUUUGCUGUACUUGUAUACUAUUUAUGGUUUUAUGGUUAGUAAACAUAGCACUGUUAAACACUUGUAUUUGUACACAAUUACAUAUCACAGUGACGCCAUCUGAUAUAACUGUUUUAUCUACAUUAAAUGAACUUUUUUUUUAUUAGUGAGAGGCUGGUCAGUGAGCAAUGGACUAUUGAGUCUGUAAUGCCGGUAUCACUAUCUUUUUUUGACCAUUGUUGAAGUCUAAAACUCUGGGGCUUCACUAUCUGCUGUUUCCAAACUUCAGCCCAUCCCAGACAUAAUAGGAGUGAUCUAAAUAAAGAGGGCAUUCUGUGACUGAGUGAACUGUGCUUCCCAUGACGUGCGUGACCUCCAGCUAGGUUAUAAUAACCUUCUAUCAUCUGCUAUAGGAGCAUCAGUAUGGUUACAGAGCUGUGUCACAUGCCGUGAUUAAAACCCCAUAAAGGACACCAUUCGUUUCAGCUGAUACACACGGUCAAAGCCUCUGACACUUUAAGGAACUGCAGAGCAGACCGAGACCUAGGAGUGUUGAUCUAGGAUCAGGUCUCCCCUUUUUCAUUAUGAUCUGAAAGGCAAAAAUGAUUCUAUAUCAGCACUCCUACUCUGAGACUGUGAAUAUGGGCACUUAAGUGCAUCCUCAUAGCCUCCUAUCUGGAAAACAAAUCAAACAGCACUGUCAAGUCAGCUGAUAGGGAUAAUAAGAAAAGGUUAAGGGGUAGAAUUUAUGACAAAUGUAAGGUGGAUAUCCUGACUACACUCCUGAGUUGGUUAUGGGGGUUGCAUAGAUGCGCUUUAGAUGAGGUGAGCCACAACUAACCAUGACAGGACUCAGUGUCUUGUGGUUAUGACUGGUGUGUAUUUUUUGUUUGCUGCUUUAUUGUAUAGCUAAAGUGUUUUUUGGUUUAUUGUCGAGAAAAUGGGAUUGAGGUUGAACAACUUCCUUUAAUUGCUUCGCAUCUAGUUCCCUAAAAUGGCCAGUAGCAAGUGACGUUAUAAAGGUAGUAGGGUGCAAGGAAGAAACGCAUCAAGAGAAAGAAAUGCUAUUACACUCUCUGCUAGAGAUCUACCAGUAUAUUGUUAAUGCAAUUUUUGUUCGUGGGAUGAUCAGCGGAUUUCACAAAAUAGGUGUAUGUUUUUUCAGAAUGAGCAGAAUGAGUUUAUCUUUGACAGCAUUGGAUUAUUAAGUGGUCAAUCCAAUGUUUACAGUCAAUUCAAUCACAUAUCCACAUCAGUCAAUAAUGCUAGUCAUUUCUGAGAUAAGAACGGGAAUUUGAGGUCAGUAGGAUACAUAAAAUGGAGAAAGGCCUAUCUAUCCUUUGUGUAUAUAGAUCUAAUGACAAUGUGUGAAUUGUAAGUAUGAGUCCUGGGCAUAGAUUACUGAGCUCUGCCGUCACCCUGAAUUCAUCAGAGUUGUUUUCUGUUAAAUAGCAGAGGCCUCUGGGCCAGAAGUGACUGGCUAGCUGUCAGCUUAGCUCUUAUCCCGGGCCAUAUUGACUCCAGCUCCUAGGGUUAGCUUUAGUUUGAUCACAGCAACAAAGCCCUUUGACCGCUACCUUCAAAACCAUUUAAAGAGUUAUUUACAAAAUGUGUGCGUAUAUUUCAGUGGACUGGGAGAAGUGGGUUGGAUUUUUCACUUCAUGAGCUGGGCACCCUUUCUGUGUACUUUAUAAGUGAUUGGUCCUAGGUGUGAAUUCUACACAUUUAUUGAACUUAUUUUUAAAUGUACCUUGCCUUGCUUUGAGACUUUGCUAGUGGAAAUAAGCCAUUAGUACAUAGAACAUUUGUUCAGUUGUGAUCAUGUUUAUUCUCAUAUCUUCAAAAAUCCUCCUGGUUUAUUACUAAAGCUGACAUUAUCAGUGUUUGAACACAGCCCUCAGUCUAUUUUGGGUCUCUGUGAUGGCUGUCUGGCUGUUUCUGAUAGGCAUCAUCAGAAUCAGCACUUGGUCUUGCUUUUAAACCUACUUUUUCUGACAAUAGACAAAGCACAUCUUGAAGUUUUCAGGGCCUGAUCAUUGGUGCCAGCCUCAAUUAAAUGUCCUGUCUCAUCAGUAUAUUGCUACUUAGAAGAGAUGCAGUGAAAGUUGAUUUGCUCUGUUGCUGCCUUUGUAUUUCUGGUUGGUUGGUUGGUUGGUUGGAUGAAUGGUUAGGUGAGCUACAGUAUGUUGUUUAGGUAUGGUUUUGGAUGAAUGGUUAGGUGAGCUACAGUAUGUUGUUUAGGUAUGGUUUUGGAUGAAUGGUUAGGUGAGCUACAGUAUGUUGUUAAGGUGUAGUUUUGGAUGAAUUGGUAGGUGUGCUAUGUGGUUUAGGUGUGGUUUUAAGCCAAACUUUAAAGCACCCACAGUCAGGCACUUAAAUCACAAAAACAAAGAAGAGGUAGUUUGAAGGAAAUGAUUGUUCAUAUAGUAAUUAAUAAUAAUUUUGUGUUCAAAUAUUAAUUGGAAAUAGGAGAUAUGCAAUGCUGAGGUUAUUAUUGACAGCUGAGCUGACAUGAUAUAAUCACAUUGAUGUUGUAUGUAUUAAGUCAAUCAGAAAUGCAUUAACAUGUAGUGAAGAGUGACAGUCAUUUUGACAGUAACGAAAAUUAUUCGAUGAAAGACUUCUCUCAUGGAUUCAGUUUGAAGUAUUUGUACCAUUUAGUCCCCCUGAUCUAAAUUAUUCAUGGAUCUGACUAUGUUACUAUAUUUAGAGGGUCAGGAAGUGGGAAUGUUAUUGCAUCCUGUGAUAUUUGAUUCCCGUUGCUAAUUAACUGGAUGUUGUAACUGCUGUAUCUCUCAUCAUCAUUAUCUUGAAAGAACAUUAAUUCCGUAAAAAGAUCUCUUGUUGGCCUCAAAACAAACAACUACACCAUCACAUAGCCCCAAAUGUGUUUCAAAUUGUAAUGUUUUAAUAAAAAAUGUAGAUCUGC
Messenger RNA from Oncorhynchus kisutch (coho salmon), 9388 nucleotides. It is a transcript of the gene drc5, whose product is annotated as dynein regulatory complex subunit 5. The record is from RefSeq and is a predicted model, not a curated record. Gene Ontology annotation, biological process: microtubule-based movement. The coding region runs from base 4369 to 5796 and encodes 475 amino acids. Gene Ontology annotation, molecular function: protein binding. The transcript has 7 exons. NCBI's taxonomy places the organism in Eukaryota, Metazoa, Chordata, Actinopteri, Salmoniformes, Salmonidae.